AAGCGGACGCGUCUUAUGCUUUCUCUCCGUUCUAGAAGUUCCUGGAUAGUCAGUGCAUCUUAAAUACUUUAGUGGCGACGAAAUCGAACUGUGAACGCGUGUGAAACUUUUUUUUUAGUGGACGUGAGUGAAUAUCGCAGUUACAAUGUCUAUCGGUAAAAUUGGUGCUUUCGAUGUGCAUAAGGAUAAUUGGGAUUUAUAUGUGGAGCGCUUGGGCCAGUAUUUUGUGGUUAACGACGUUAAACCGGCUGUGCAGGUAGCGACUUUAAUCACCGUUAUGGGUAGUGAGGCGUACGAGCUAUUGGCAAACUUAUGUUCACCGGACAAACCGUCAACAAAAGAAUUUGAUGACCUUGUGGCAGUUAUGAAGAAGCACCUACAGCCGACGCGGAGUACCAUGGCCGAACGAUUUAAAUUUCGUCAGAGGUCACAAGGAAGUGACGAAACCAUCGCGGAAUAUACUGCGGAGUUAAAAAAGUUAACAAAAGAUUGUGAUUUUCAAGAAGCCAGUUUAAAUGAGAAUUUACGAGACCAAUUCGUGUGUGGUAUCCGUAAUGAUAGCAUUCGGCAAAAGUUAUUUACGGAAGAUAACCUAACAUUUGAAAGAGCAUUUAAAAUGGCGGUGGCGAUGGAAGCAGCGGAAAGUCAUGCGGCGUUGGUACAGGACCGUUCUACAAUAGAGGAGGGAGUAUCAUCAUCCAUGAUAGCAACGGCAGUGCAUCAGCUGGCCACGGUGAAGCGGGACAAGCGACAGUCGGCGGAGGCGGCUAGCACCGAGCGCUAUGGGCCGCGCGGUCCAAAGGUCACGCAGGGCGACGGGACAAAGGGCGCUAUGGGCGCGGGCAAGCGACGAGUCGUUACGAACAGUGCGGACUGGAAGGGAGGACAAACCCAGCAAUGUUCGGCGUGCGGAGGGCAGCAUGGACAGAGCUCGUGUAAAUUUAGGGCCUAUGUUUGCAGAGUAUGUAACAAAGAAGGGCAUCUUAAGAAAAUGUGUCCGAAUUUAAGAAAAAACGUCUCUUUUCAUGCGAUGUUAGAAGAGCAGGCAGGGUACCAGUAUUCAGACAGUGACAGUAACGGCAGUGAAGAGGUAAAUAACUUUUCUAUAGAUGCUAAAAAGUUGAAGAAGUAUGGGCCUUACAUGGUGCAAUUAAAAGUGAAUAAUGUAAAUUUAGUUAUGGAAGUAGAUACGGGCAGUGCGAUAUCUUGUAUUAGCUAUGAUUGUUAUAGUCAAUUAUUUCCUGAGUGUCCGUUAAAAGCUAGCAAUUUGAAUUUAUGUUAUUAUACGGACAUAAGUGUCAAACCCGUAGGUAAAAUAUUACCUUCGGUGCAAUAUAACAAAAAAUGUAAAGAGUUAGAUUUGUAUGUAAUGGUUAACGGGAAAACGAGUUUACUCGGCAGACAGUGGAUAAAAGAGUUAGGAAUACUACCUGACUUAGUAAAAUCCGUCAAUUGUAAUAAUGUUAGUACAAAGCAUAUUUUUGACAUAAACGAUUUCAGUUCCAGAUAUUGUGAAGUAUUUGAAGGCGGCUUGGGAAGGUUUACUGGCGGAACGGUGGGGUUCCGGCUGCGAGAGGGCGCGGCGCCCGUGUUCCUGCGCGCACGACCUCUGGCGUACGCGCUGCGCGAGCCAGUUGAGCGCGCGCUCGAUCAGCUGGUGGCGGACGGUGUAAUCACUCCGGUAAACUCGUCCGACUGGGCUACGCCUAUUGUUCCGGUGAUGAAAAAAGAUGGAACCAUUCGGUGGAACCAGGAGUGUAGUGAGGCGUUUAGGAAAAUAAAAGAAAUAUUAACGUCUAGUGAAGUCCUGGCUCAUUAUUCUCUCGAUCUGCCGGUGGUUUUGACUUGUGACGCUAGUAGCUUGGGGGUGGGCGCUGUGGUGUCUCACAUUACGCCGGACGGCGAGCGGCCGGUGGCGUACGCGUCGCGAACACUCAAUGCGGCAGAAAAGGGCUAUUCGGGCUGCAUGGUUUGGGGCUACCGGUUAGUAAUCCCAGAAGUAUUGCGGGAAAAGUUAUUACGGGAGCUACAUGUGGGACACAUGGGUAUUGUAAAAAUGAAGAGUAUGGCGCGCAGUGUCAUGUGGUGGCCGGGCAUCGACGCGGACGUGGAGCGCACCUGCAAGAGCUGCGGCACGUGCGUGGCGGAGAGCUCGGCGCCGCCGCGCGCGCCGCCGCAGCCCUGGCGGUACUUGACGGACGUCUGGACCAGAUUACAUAUUGAUUUUUUGGGACCCAUACAGGGUAGGACAUUUUUGAUUCUUAUCGAUUCUACUUCUAAGUGGUUAGAGGUUUUCCAAAUGCAGUCGACCACGGCGAAAGCUGUAAUAAAGGUAUUAAGAGAGACUUUCUCGCGUUUCGGUUUACCACGAGAAGUAGUUUCGGAUAACGGACCACCCUUUACAAGUCAAGAGUAUAAAAGUUUCAUGACACAUAAUCGGGUCAAGGUCACUUUUGCGGCCGCGUACCAUCCGGCUUCCAACGGGGCUGCCGAGGAGGCAGUCAAGUUGUGCAAGCGGGCUAUUAAAAAGGCUAUGCGGGAUGGUGGCGAUAUAGAUGCAGCGUUGCAGGCUUACCUUCUAGCGUAUCGGAAUGUAGAACAUAGUACCACAGGGUUAUCACCGGCAGAGCUAUUGCAGCGUAGGAAGCUUCGUUCCAGGCUAGACUUGUUAAAGGAUGGAUCGGUAGAAGACAAAGUCAAAGAACGACAAACAAAGCAAAUAACUUACGCUGGCGGUACAUCUAGGGAAUUUAACGUGGGGGAAAAUGUGUGGUAUAGGAACUAUAGUGGGGGUAGUAGAUGGUUAGAUGGUAGAAUUCAGGAAAAAACAAGUUCACGUAAUUAUAUAGUUGCGGCGGAAAACGGUUCACCCAUUCAUAGACAUGUGGAUCAAAUUAAAAGUCGCUGGAUGAGCACAUAUGAGGAUCCGUCUCCGUCAUCACCAACCCAAGAGUCGGACGGGUUGAGGAGUGAGCGCAACGACACAUCUAGUGUAACGGUUGAAGAUCAAUGUCCUGCGGAGUCUGGUGGAGCAGCGGUGACAGCUCCCUCGCCACCCCGAUCUAAUACGUCAGAAUCCACCGACCCCCCGGUCAACCUUCCCCGGCCCACACUGAGACCUAGGGAUAAGUUACGUUCUGUAAAAAGAUAUGGGUCUGAGAUUGACUAA
Cydia pomonella (codling moth) is the source of this 3169-nucleotide messenger RNA. RefSeq lists its product as uncharacterized. NCBI's taxonomy places the organism in Eukaryota, Metazoa, Arthropoda, Insecta, Lepidoptera, Tortricidae. The record is from RefSeq and is a predicted model, not a curated record. The transcript is spliced from 3 exons. Gene Ontology annotation, biological process: DNA integration. The coding region runs from base 146 to 3169 and encodes 1007 amino acids. Gene Ontology annotation, molecular function: nucleic acid binding; zinc ion binding.